Molecule: messenger RNA, 2604 nt
Organism: Camponotus floridanus (Florida carpenter ant)
Lineage: Eukaryota; Metazoa; Arthropoda; Insecta; Hymenoptera; Formicidae
Gene: Hsc70-5
Product: heat shock 70 kDa protein cognate 5
Exons: 11
Coding region: 116-2176 (686 amino acids)
Biological process (GO): protein refolding; cellular response to unfolded protein
Cellular component (GO): mitochondrion; cytoplasm
Molecular function (GO): heat shock protein binding; ATP binding; ATP hydrolysis activity
Source: RefSeq, a predicted model, not a curated record
AUGGCAUGUGUAUUUCUACACGGUUUUCCACGAGAGUUGCAUCAUUCCACGUGAAGUUGGGCACCGUUCUAUCCUACGGAUUCUUGAGUUGAGUUUUCACCGAAAGAAAGUGAAGAUGUUGGCCGCCGCGAGAUUAUUGAACCGUAAUUACGUCGGUGUCGCGUGUGACAUCGCCAGGAAACAACAGUUCAGCACAAUUUUGAAAAAUGUCGCAGCUCCAACAGUCACUGUACCACAUCGGCUUACUGAUUUACAACAGUAUCGAUAUAAAUCUGAAGGUGUAAAAGGUGCAGUUAUUGGUAUCGAUCUUGGAACUACAUUCUCUUGCGUAGCAGUAAUGGAAGGCAAACAAGCUAAAGUUAUAGAAAAUGCUGAAGGUUCUAGAACCACACCAUCUUAUGUUGCUUUUACAAAAGAUGACGAACGUUUAGUUGGCAUGCCUGCAAAACGUCAAGCAGUAACAAACUCUGCUAACACAUUUUAUGCAACAAAACGAUUAAUUGGAAGAAGAUUUGAUGAUCCUGAAGUAAAAAAGGAUAUGAAAAGUGUAACGUAUAAAAUCGUAAAAGCAUCCAAUGGAGAUGCAUGGGUACAAGGUGCCGAUGGAAAAAUGUACUCUCCCAGCCAAAUAGGAGCAUUUGUACUUAUGAAAAUGAAAGAAACAGCUGCAGCUUACUUGAAUACUCCAGUAAAAAAUGCUGUUAUUACUGUGCCAGCAUAUUUCAAUGAUUCACAACGACAAGCAACAAAGGAUGCUGGUCAGAUAGCUGGAUUGAAUGUGCUUCGAGUAAUUAAUGAACCAACUGCUGCUGCACUUGCAUAUGGCAUGGACAAACAAGAAGAUAAAAUUAUUGCUGUUUACGAUUUAGGUGGAGGUACUUUUGAUAUCUCAAUUUUAGAAAUCCAGAAAGGUGUUUUUGAAGUAAAAUCCACAAAUGGAGAUACAUUCUUGGGAGGAGAGGAUUUUGAUAAUGCAUUAGUUAAUUACCUUGUAUCUGAAUUUAAAAAAGAGCAAGGCUUAGAUGUGACGAAGGAUGCAAUGGCAAUGCAACGAUUAAAAGAAGCUGCAGAAAAAGCCAAAAUUGAGUUGUCAAGUUCCCUCCAAACGGAUAUAAAUUUACCUUACCUUACUAUGGAUUCUAGUGGACCAAAACACUUGAAUCUUAAGUUAUCCAGAAGUAAAUUUGAAAGUUUAGUAAAUGAUCUGAUCAAGCGUACUAUUCAACCUUGUCAGAAAGCACUUUCUGACGCCGAAGUAACGAAAUCCGACAUUGGAGAAGUUUUAUUGGUUGGUGGCAUGACCAGAGUUCCCAAGGUACAACAGACAGUUCAAGAACUAUUUGGUAGACAACCUUCAAAAGCUGUAAAUCCAGAUGAAGCAGUAGCUGUUGGUGCUGCAGUUCAAGGAGGUGUACUUGCAGGAGAUGUGACAGAUGUUUUACUUCUUGAUGUUACUCCUUUAUCAUUAGGUAUUGAAACACUUGGUGGUGUAUUUACAAGAUUAAUCUCUCGUAAUACAACUAUACCUACGAAGAAGAGUCAAGUAUUUUCUACAGCAGCGGAUGGUCAGACUCAAGUCGAGAUUAAAGUUCAUCAAGGCGAGCGAGAAAUGGCUAGUGAUAACAAACUUUUGGGACAGUUUAGUCUUAUUGGCAUUCCACCUGCACCAAGAGGUGUACCACAAAUAGAAGUAACAUUUGAUAUUGAUGCAAAUGGUAUAGUGCAUGUAUCGGCUAGAGACAAAGGAACUGGCAAGGAACAACAAAUUGUUAUUCAAUCUAGUGGUGGUCUUAGCAAAGACGAAAUUGAAAACAUGGUUAAGAAUGCUGAACAAUAUGCAAAAGCAGAUAAAGUUAAGAAGGAAAGAGUUGAAGCUCUUAAUCAAGCAGAAGGAAUUAUACAUGAUACAGAAACGAAAUUAGAAGAAUUCAAAGCGCAACUACCACAAGAAGAGUGUGAUAAACUUAAAGAGUUAGUUGCUAAACUGCGAGAGACUUUGGCUAAAAAAGAUGAUGUUGAUCCUGAAGAAAUAAAAAAGCAAACGAACGAACUCCAACAAGCAAGCUUGAAACUAUUUGAGAUGGCAUAUAAGAAGAUGGCAGCAGAAAGAGAGAGUCAAAACCAAAAUCAGUCACAACAGGAAUCUGAAGGCGAGAAAAAGGAGGAGAAAAAUUAAUUAUAAUUAGGUAAUUUGUAUUUUGUAAAAAAGAAAGAUUCCAUUUUGCACACACUUGUAUAAGCAUCUGUUGUUUUUUUGCAAGCUCUUAUAAAAGAGCUAUUUAUUAAACAUAAGUUUAAUUUUGACGUUCUAUGCGAUAAUGAACAAUAAGCCGAUUAGAAAUUAAAAAAGCAAAGUAUUAUGCAAUUCUCACAUAGAAUGGAUUAUAUGUUUUAAUAUAUAAUAGUGAUAAUUGUAAAAUGAUUUGUACCAAAAAAACAAUAUGAAAAUAAUUUGUUAACAGUUACAAUCUUGGUUUUGUGAGAUAUUAUAGCACAUUUGGUGAAUGAGUCUGAAAUGAGAAUAGAGAGAAUGAGAUGAGUGUUUUGUGCAAAAUAAAAUUAUCCUGUAAACAAUAUACAAUACAUAGGUUACUGUAGAGAAUA